CCGCCGCAAGCGGCAAUGAGUGGCGCUCGUUUAUCAUUGAACGUUACGAGAUGCAGUUACCAAUGCAGUUUCACUGUAUGCAAAAUUACGGCGACCAAUCCACUAGCGAACCGCAGCUACUUCGAUGCGUAUCCCACGAAAAUUGCAUUCAGAACAAUGAAAAGUUUGGUGAACGAUGUUAAAAAUGCCGUUACGGAGUCUCUCUUCGGUAUGUCGUUCGCAUUCCCUCAGUUGGAGUAUCAGGUCUCGCACAAAGUCGUUCUUAUGCCGAACCUUGAGGACAGGAAGCAUAAGGUAUCUUUGAUAUGCGGCGGCGGAAGUGGGCAUGAACCUUUUUCGGCGGGUUACGUUGGAAAUGGUAUGCUAGCUGCAGCUGUAGUAGGUUCAAUAUACGCAGCACCACCGUCAGUACACAUUUCUUAUGCCAUUGAACGUGUUUCCCGAUAUAAUAAUACUGACGGCGUUUUGAUGAUCGUCCCGAAUUACACUGGAGAUUGCCUCAAUUUUGGAAUAGCAAUUCAGAAAGCUAGUCAAAACGGUAUAAAGAUUGCUGAGGUGAUUGUAAAUGACGACUGUAGUAUACCAAAUGAAGAACAAGGUGCUGCUGGCAAACGUGGUUUAACGGGAAUAAUAUUUGUUAUAAAAAUAGCUGGUGCACUGGCAGAAAAAGGAUUACCACUUGAAGAUGUCACUAAAAUUGCACAUGAUGUUUUGCAAAACACAGCCACCUACUCGGUUGGAUUAACAGCAUGUGCGAUACCCGGUGAACCUCUGAUGUUCGAGCUUGCAGAAGACGAAAUCGAAGUUGGACAAGGAAUUCACGGAGAGGCUGGUUACGAAAAGAUGAAGUUGAAACCGUGCAGUGAAAUAGUUGCAUUUAUACUGAAACGUUUGCGCGAUGCGUUAUCCUUGGAGAGUGGAGAUUCGGUUGCAGUUAUUAUUAAUAAUUUCGGAGCGUUGAGUCAACUAGAGCAAGGGAUUGUAGUUCACGACGUGGUGAAACAUCUUCAAAGUAUGAACAUAGAACCUCUUCGUGUGUACGCUGGGCUAUUAAUGACAUCGUUAAACAGUGCUGGCGUGCAUAUUACUCUUCUAAAACUACCUGAAAAUCAGAAAAGCCUAUUCCUUGGUUGUCUGGACGCACCUACCACAGCACCAAAGUGGCCAGGCUGUGUGUACAGCGUUCCUACCGAAAGGUCACGAAAAAUUGUUCAGGACAAAGUAAUCCUAACGACAAAAAGAAUUGGAAUAGAAAUCAGUGCAGAAUUACAGAGCUUGUUGAAGCAAUGUUUGAAAAGUGCCUGCGAAAGUAUAAUUCAACAGGAAAGUCAUGUGAAUGAUCUGGACAGAGGAUGCGGAGAUGGUGAUACAGGAUCAACGCUUAAAAGACUUGCCGCUGAAACUCUGGCAUAUUUAGAUAAAUUUCAAUUUUCGCAUCCAUCAUCUGUAUUUCAUGAACUGGCUGAUAUAGCUGAACAAGAAAUGGGCGGCGCAUCAGGAGCACUCUACUGUUUAUUUUUCACUAGUAUUAACGCAGAACUGGUCUCAGCCACUGAAAAAGAUGGUUGGCCACAUAUCUGGGCACGUGCAUUUCGCAGGGGUUUAAAUCAUUUAAUGAAAUAUGGAAAAGCGAAGCCAGGAGACAGAUCUUUGAUUGAUGCUCUCAAUGCAACGUGUGAAACUUUUGAAAACAAUUUACACAAACCGUUAGCAGAAAUUUGUGAUGCAAUAAGGAUAGCAACUUGGCAAGCAUGUGAAUCUACAAAGAAUAUGAAACCUAGGGUAGGACGAGCCAGUUAUGUAAAACAAAAACAAUAUUUCCAGAAUGUAGACGCUGGUGCAUAUGCUGUGGCAGUUUGUGUUGAGACUAUUACAAAUGUGCUUAAAGAUCUCAAACUUUAAUAUUAUGUAUUGCUCUACUUUCUUUUGAUAUUUUUAUUAAAGACAUAAUUUUAUAUUAAUGUAUCAUGAAAUAUUGAUGUUAAAACUAAUUUGUAAUUA
Molecule: messenger RNA, 2001 nt
Organism: Frieseomelitta varia
Lineage: Eukaryota; Metazoa; Arthropoda; Insecta; Hymenoptera; Apidae
Product: triokinase/FMN cyclase-like
Exons: 11
Coding region: 16-1902 (628 amino acids)
Biological process (GO): glycerol catabolic process
Cellular component (GO): cytosol
Molecular function (GO): glycerone kinase activity
Source: RefSeq, a predicted model, not a curated record